UGAGUUUCCUCUUAAUUGAUAAGCAUCUAUGUAUAUAAUAGCAAUACAAUGAACAGACAACAUGGAAAUUGCUGUCCUCUUCCUGUUUUGAAAGAUACAGGAGUGAUGAAAAUAAGCAAACACUCCCACCUGGAGGGGUCAUGUGUUGUCCUUUGUGAUGAUGUCAUAAGAACUAAGGUAACAAUGAAAGAAAUUCUGGAAGUUUGAAUUUGUACACUGUCUAGCAACCACUUUCAAUUUGUGAGCACUUCAACAAACCUGGAGAAGGUACCAUCUGUUUUACAAUUACUAUAAGUAGGCUUUUGAAUAGGACUGUCAAUUAGAGUCUCCCUUUAAGAAGAAAUAGAACUUAGAUCCUGAAUACAUCUAUAUUCAGAACAAAAGGGAGCAUUCUGCCCUUACACGCUGAUAAUUCUUACAUUUAUAUUGAGACAUUUCUAAAGGCAGUGGAAGCACAAGAGGUGUCAAUGACAGAAGCUGGGGAUGACUGCUCUUUCUAUUUUCAUUCCACCUGUAUAAAGGGAUCAAAGUGUCGAUUCCGUCACUGUGAAAAAGGCAUUGUCAGUGACACUGUGUGCUCAUUAUGGAGAGAGGGAAGAUGUUCCCAUCAACUUUGCAAAUUUAGACAUAUGGAAAUACAGCAAAAAUACAACAGCAUCUCAUGUUUCUGGGAAACACAGCCUUUGGGCUGCAUAAGAAUCAGUUGUGUCUUCCAUCACAGGAAACCUCGUAAUAUAAAUGGACUUUUUUUGCCACCUAGUAGUGAUUCUACACUGCAAAAGGAAGUUGAGGAAGGAAUUUUACCUCUUGACCAAAAUCAAGAUUCCACCAAAGGUCAAGAAAAUACAUUAAGACCUAUUCAUCCACCAUUGAUUAUUACCAUCAAUCUUGAGGAGGAGGAGGAAGAAGAACAGGAGGAGCAAAAUGCAUCUUAUUUAUUAUCAAAGACACCAGAAGACAUAGAAGAAGAAAAGGCAAUAAAAGAGAUGUGUUAUAAAUCAGGAGAAUAUUACAGAAUUCAAACUUCUCAGGAAAUUCACUUAACAAAAAACAAAACUUCAGCGCUGGAGAAUGAACUUUUGAAACCCAUGGAAACUGGGAGAGAUUUACAAGAAGGCAAGGACAUGAGAAACAGAACGUCUAACAGAGGAUGGCUUGAAUGUGAUGGUGUUGCAGUUCCAUCAAAGUUUAAUAUUACUGAGCGGCAAUCAGAGAUAACAACAUCUUUAGACAGUAAGUCUAGAUCUGAUCUUAGCGCCUUUGAAAACGGAGGAGGUGAUUGUUAUUUGCCACAAAGAAGUAUAUUUAUUGGAGCGAUACAAAGCAAAAUGUUCAGUGGAGAAAAAGCAUUUAAUGUGCUGAAGUGUUCAGACAUUAAAGCUAUAAACCAUACUGAAAAUAUAAAGAAGCAUCAUUUUAAAGGCGUCAAGAAAAAGAAAUGGAUAUCCGAGGAAUCAAAAAACAUGCCUAUUCCUUUGACAACAAAAGCAAUGCAUACUUCAAACCCAAAAGGUAAAGGGAAUUCCCAACAAAAUGAUCAAAGCAAGAAUGCUGAGAAUGCUUCUUCUGUUCCUCCUCAGAGAGCCAAUGGGAGGAGCAUAUCCUUGAGUUCUGCAGCAGCUGGAAAGUCACCACAUCUGAACUAUGGUAAAGUUGGUGUUGCCAAAGAAUCCAAGACGAAUUUAUCUACAGAAAAAUGCACUUCAGCAUGUAAUAAACCAGGUUGGAGAAAAAGAGGUCCACAUUUUAAAGUAUAUACUAAAGCUGAAAAAACACAUUCAGAAUCCAGAAGAAAUGGAAGCAGAUAAAAUGGAAACAGAUUUGACAGAGAGGAAAAAGGAAUUGAUAUAUGGAAGUUAUUGCUCUUAUGGUUUACCCUCAAAAGAGUAAAACAAGCUGCAAAUUCAAAUGAUAUGCUUAUCAAGAAACAAAACUGGGAUGCAAGGUGAUAAAAUUAAUAAUCUUAAAUGCAGAAGUACAGAGCUGAUAAAACAUGUGCAUUAAAGUGUCUAAAUGAGG
Molecule: messenger RNA, 2019 nt
Organism: Sceloporus undulatus (fence lizard)
Lineage: Eukaryota; Metazoa; Chordata; Lepidosauria; Squamata; Phrynosomatidae
Gene: ZC3H11D
Product: chromosome 5 C12orf50 homolog
Exons: 12
Coding region: 468-1808 (446 amino acids)
Molecular function (GO): metal ion binding
Source: RefSeq, a predicted model, not a curated record